Molecule: messenger RNA, 10120 nt
Organism: Colossoma macropomum (tambaqui)
Lineage: Eukaryota; Metazoa; Chordata; Actinopteri; Characiformes; Serrasalmidae
Gene: nsd1a
Product: nuclear receptor binding SET domain protein 1a
Exons: 24
Coding region: 416-6802 (2128 amino acids)
Biological process (GO): regulation of DNA-templated transcription
Cellular component (GO): nucleus; chromatin
Molecular function (GO): histone H3K36 methyltransferase activity; protein binding
Source: RefSeq, a predicted model, not a curated record
CACACACACACACACACUCACACAUACACAUACACACUCUCUCUCAGCCACCAGGGCUUGCUUUAACAUGAUUAGGGCAGCAGGGAAGCCAGCAGUGUAGUGUUUCCCCGCACUUCGGAUGCACCGACGUUGGCACAGAGCUAGAUGAGUUUGUGGGAGGCGAGGCGGUGCACUGCCGUGUUAGUGUGUUAUUUAUUCUGCUCGUUUUUCAGGGGGGCCGAAUGAAUUAAUGCCGUUUUCUGGCGACGAGGCGACAGUGAGAGAAGGGAAGGAUGAGUGCCGAGGCCCGGCCUAAGCACAGAUCUCCCGCUGGCCUUUCACAAAUCGACAAAAAAGUGGCUCGACGUGUCCAAAUCUGAGAGGAUGGCCGACGGGUUUGUCCGUAAAUGGUAAGAUUGGACGGAGCCAUGACAACAUGAAUCAGUCGUACAAAGUGGCUGCCAGGGAUGGCCCGGGGUGUCUUCCUGACCCGCAGGACCAGCAGGCCCAUGAUAGCCGCAUCACUACCUGUGGGCUCUACCACAGCGGUGCGAAGCGGCAGGCGGACCAGCCGUCUUCCGUGCGGUUGCAGAACUCCGUCUACAAACCCUCGCCUCUGCUCUACUCUCAGAGAGAGUCCACGUCCAGCUACAGCCCUCUCCGGAGGCUCCAGGACCUGACCAGCAUGGUCAACAGGCCCGAUUUGAGCCUGCAGGACAAGGACUUUCAUGGGCGCAGCAGAGCACACGUUGUGGGCUCCGAGUUUGGCCUGGGUUUGGUCCGCUCGCCUUUGCCCCACGGCCAUGGCGCAGAUGAGGGUCCAUACCGGAGCGUCCAGGACCUGGACAAAAAUGGCUUCUCCCCUGUCAGCUCCGACAGCCUGGAACACUUCUCACCCAUUCCCAACGGAUUCCUGCAUUUCGAAUCAAGUCUGUUUGACAGCGGGGACAGCAAGGAUGACCGGGAGGAGGAAGAUGAUGAGGAGCAGGAGGAGGAGGAGGACGUGGUGACUUUCAAAUCCUCAUCAAAGAAAUGCCUGAAAAGGGACUUUGCAAAUGCGAAAAGCUCUUGUGGUGCAGGGCUUGACCUGAGCUCCAACUCAAACAGACACGAACCCUUUAACCCAGUACAUAGAAAUACGUCACGGCCAGAACCCCCCGCCAGCCCCCCUCCGCUGCCCGUCGAGGUCAUGCUGGAGGAUUUUGACAGUAUGGAUGACUACUCGGACAGUGACUGUGACCUGCCCAGCACUGAAAACUGCGCAUCACUGUUCAGCACCGGUCUGUCUCAGAGGCCAAGGUCACCUAGCGGCACUCUCUCAAAUCCCUCUAACAGCCCAAAGAAGAAGCCUCUCCCCGGAGUGAAGUAUGCAGUGGGUGAUGUCGUAUGGGCGAAGUUUAACCGUAGGCCCUGGUGGCCCUGCCGGGUGUCUAUAGAGCCACUGAGUGAGAGUCACACCAGGAUGAAAGAGCCAAGUCGCAGGCCGUGCCGUCUGUAUUUUGUCAGGACAUUUGGGGACAUUGUGGACCAAGCAUGGGUUUCUGGAAAAGCCACUUAUCCUUUUGAAGGAGGUCAUCAGUUUGAGAAACUCCCCGUGCUCAGACGACGAGGCAGACAAAGAGACAAGGGCUACAAAUACACAGUUCCAAAGCGGUUGAUGCCACAGUGGAAAACCGGGGUUCAGGAGGCAGAGGCAGCUCUGCCGGAGCCUCUCAGCAGUAAGCUACUACCUGCCUCUGUCAGGGAUGUACGCACACCUGUUACGGAGGAGAAGACGCUCACCUCGUUAACCUGCUCUGCUAUACGUCCUCUGCCCUCACCCAGUCCUGUUUUUGCCAACGGACACGACCUCCAUAUCCCCAGCCCGCCCAAAGCCAGCAAAGAACCAAGCAAAAAGAAAUCGGCAGCUAAGAAGAAAAACAACUCACUGUUGAAAAGCCCCUUGAAAAUGAAAGAUGGAUUGUUCUCCAGGCUGAUGUCCAGCCCCGCGGCAGACAUUCACAAACCAUCCACAAACGAUUUGGAAUCAGAUGCUAGGGAUUGUCCAUACCUGGACAUUGAUUCGGUUCCAAGGAUACUGUGUCCAAAACGCUCGGAUGAGCAACCGGAAGCCGGGCUGGAAAAAGAGCCCAGCCCUGAGCCGAAGGUAGAGCGUGCAAGAAAAAAACAAAAAAAGGUCCAGAAGAUGGGGAAAGGAAAUGCAUCUGCCUCAAAACGCACACCGAGCAGCAAGGCUCUGCUUGAGCACAAGGCUUCAAACGGCAAGCGCUUGGGAAGCACUUCCCCUAGCUUGUCGGAUGGGACAUUUGAGAUGCAUUCUUUCUACUUGCCAGCGAGUUGUGGGCUCAUGUCCAGGGCUCUCGCUGCCUGUGAUGACACUGACGACAAAGACGGUCACAAUUCCAGCCGUGAAUCUUCAUCCCCAUCUCCGCCCUCUGCAACUGACCACGAUUCGUUUUCUCCAAUCACAGACCUGCCUGAGAGCACAGAGCAGCAUUGGCAGGUGAAAACAGAGGCUUUAGAGGACCCUACGCACCUGGCCAUCUCUGAUCACCAUGGAGGCUCCCCAAACCCCACCCUCCUGAAGCUGACUAGAGUUCGGUCCAAAAAGAAGCGCGUCCAGAAUGGACCACACUUAAAAACUAAAGAGCCCAAGGCCGAACCUUCGGAUUCUCUGAUCAGCCUGGUCAAAACGGAGAAAGAAGCAGUCAUUUCGUGCUCCUCUUCCUCCUCCUAUGCCCCCUCUCCGUCCCCCUCGCCCAUUGAAGCUUCAUUCAGGGAUGCCCAAGAGCUGUCAUUCAAGUCCCUGGUGAAGGAGGAGUGCGUCCCCGAUGAGCCCCCCCUACGCGCCGACUCCAACUUCAAGUUCAGCACUUUCCUCAUGCUGUUGAAGGACCUGCACGACAGCCGAGAGAAAGAGGGAAGGCCGCUGACCCUCCCGCCAACCUCGCCCUCCGCGCUCAUCAAGCAGGAGCCCUCGAUGAUCCCCACACUGCUCUCUGAUCCCUCCACGACUCCAGAUGACAGCGUUCUCGAGAAGGACCAGGUGACGGUCCCGAUUCAGAACGGACCACAUGUGAAGGCGCCUGCCAGCAGCACAAAGCAGAGCAAACCCAAAACUAAGGCUACAGGGAAAAAGGAGGCUCAGAAGCAGGACGAUGGGAGCAAUGUGCUUUCUCAGGUUUCAAACUCCAGCAAGCCACUUAAGAAGCAGAACUCAUCUGAAGCACUUGAAGCAAAAGCAACUGUACCAGAGGAGCUUUUGAACUGCCACACCGAGGCUGCCCCUGAGGCUGGUGGUAGGGGCAUUUUCUCCACUGUGGCCCCAAAGAAGCGCUGGCAGACAUUUGAGGCCGAAGCUGGAGAGAGUGCCAAGCCAAAGAGCAGUGAAGGCAGCGUGCUGGAACAGGAUGCAACCAAGAUACUGUCCAGGCUCAAUGGAGUGUUUGAGGAAACCCUCCAAAGCCUCCAGUCCUGUUCUGCAGAGAAGAAAGAAGGCUCUGAGAGCAAAAGGCUUCGGAAGCCAAGUAAGAGGCUGAUCGAGUGUGGUGAGGAGUAUAAGCAGAUUUACACUCCAAAGAAGAAAUCAAAGAAAACCACCGAGUGCUCUAAAACAGGGGCUUGGAUUAAUAACACUAAUUUUGGCCAGCAGCCUUCAGAACCUCAGACGGCUGACUGUGUAAGCUCAGCUGCAGGUCAGCUAUUAGAGGCUUCAGCAACAGAACCAUCUCAGCAUCAGCAGCAGCCGACUCCAGAUGAGCCUGAUAACAUCCCUUCUUUACUGCCCUCAUCAACACCUGACAAAGCUCCCGCACAAGAAGCAGAAUUGCCCGACAAGAAAGCUGCAUCUUCAGAAAGAAAAAGACCAAGGAAGCCCACCCAUAAAGUAAUGGAGUGUGCCAUCGAGGAGGAACAAAUCAGGAUCCCAAAGAAGAAGGAGUCUAAGCAACAGGGUAAUUGGACAGAGCAAUCAGAUGUCAAAGUUUUUCAGAAAAAUGAAGUGCCUGGAACCACUCUGUCCAGCCCACCUUCCAUGUCAGGUAUCAAACCUGGACCAGGUGAUGCACAGACACCCUCCUCGACUCAACCUGUAACACCCAGCGUCCUCCGGAGUCGUGAGACUAGACACAGCCGCAGUCCAGCUGAGCCCAAAACAGCAGAGCAGAACCAGCCCGAAACGCCGGGGCCUGUAACAGCAGAGGCGACACUGAGUGAGGGGCUUCUCUCAGCCAGGGAUUCUUUUGCUGUUGAUGUAGGUCUGUCUUAUGGCAGGAAACCGUCAGAGAAAGGCGGAGCUGCAUCACUGAAAGAGAACGUUUGUCAGGUAUGUGAGAAGACAGGUGAGCUGCUCUUGUGUGAGGGGCAGUGCUGUGGAGCCUUUCAUCUACAGUGUAUCGGCCUCAGCGAGAUGCCCAAAGGGCGCUUCAUCUGCCAGGAGUGCACUACAGGUGUGCACACGUGUUUUGUGUGCAAGAAGCCCGGAGAGGACGUCAGGCGGUGUAUGAUUCCGGUGUGCGGGAAGUUUUACCACGCGGAGUGCAUUCUGAAAUACGCCCCCACCGUCCCACAGAACCGAGGCUUCCGCUGCUCUCUCCAUGUCUGCCUGGCCUGCUACAUCACCAACCCCAACAACCCCUCCAUCUCCAAGGGUCGUCUGACCCGCUGCGUGCGCUGUCCGGUGGCCUACCACGCUAACGACUACUGCAUGGCUGCUGGCAGCGUCCCGCUGGCCAACAACAGCUUUCUUUGUCCAAACCACUUCACUCCCCGCAAAGGCUGCAAAAACCACGAACACAUCAACGUCAGCUGGUGCUUCGUCUGCUCUGAAGGGGGCAGUCUGCUGUGCUGUGAGUCCUGCCCUGCUGCUUUCCAUCGCGAGUGUCUGAACAUCGACAUGCCUCAGGGCAGCUGGUACUGCAAUGACUGUCGAGCAGGCAAGAAACCCCAUUAUAAGGACAUCCUGUGGGUGAAAGUAGGCCGCUACAGGUGGUGGCCUGCUGAGGUCAGCCUACCUAAAAACGUUCCUGAGAAUAUCAUCCGCAUGAGGCAUGAGGUGGGCGAGUUCCCUGUGCACUUCUUCGGCUCCAAAGACUACGUGUGGACCUACCAGGCCCGCUGCUUCCCCUACAUGGAGGGCGACGCCAACAACAAGGAGAAGAUGGGAAAGGGCACAGACGCUGUUUACAAGAAAGCUUUAAAUGAGGCAGCUGAGCGGUUCAGAGAGCUGCAGGCUGAGAAGGAGAUGAGGCAGCUUCAGGAGGACAGGAAAAACGACAAAAAGCCCCCGCCGUACAGGCACAUAAAGGUAAACAGGCCAAUAGGGAAGGUGCAGAUUUUGACGGCGGACCUGUCUGAGAUCCCUCGCUGUAAUUGUAAGGCCUCGGACGAGAACCCGUGCGGCAUCGACUCGGAGUGCAUCAACCGAAUGCUGAUGUACGAGUGCCACCCGCAGGUGUGUGCGGCUGGAGAGCGCUGUCAGAACCAGUGUUUCACCAAACGCCAGUACAGCCCAGUGGAGAUCUUCCGCACGCUGUCUCGCGGCUGGGGGCUACGCAGCAUCUCCGACAUCAAGAAGGGUGCCUUUGUGAGCGAGUAUGUGGGUGAGGUCAUCGACGAGGAGGAGUGUCGUGCCAGGAUCAAACACGCGCAGGAGAACGACAUCAGCAACUUCUAUAUGCUCACACUAGACAAGGACCGCAUCAUUGAUGCAGGGCCAAAGGGGAACCAGGCACGCUUCAUGAACCACAGCUGCCAGCCGAACUGCGAAACGCAGAAGUGGACGGUGAACGGGGACACGCGAGUGGGGCUGUUCGCUCUGGAGGAUGUUGGUGCAGGUGUUGAGCUCACCUUCAACUACAACCUGGAGUGCCUGGGCAACGGCAAGACAGUCUGUAAAUGCGGGGCGCCAAAUUGCAGUGGCUUCCUCGGGGUGCGACCUAAGAACCAGCCACCAUCAGAAGACAAGGGCCGCAAGCUGAGGAAGAAGGUUACUGGGAAGCGGAAGAGUCAGCUGGAGGUGGUUAAGGAGCGAGAGGACGAGUGUUUUUAUUGCGGCGACGGUGGCCAAAUCAUUUCCUGCAAAAAGCCUGGCUGUCCCAAAGUGUACCACGCAGACUGUCUGAACCUGGCCAGGAGGCCUGCAGGUCGGUGGGAGUGCCCGUGGCAUCAGUGUAACAAGUGUGGACAUGAGGCGGCGUCUUUCUGUGAGAUGUGCCCCAGCUCUUACUGCGAGCAGCACCGUGAGGGCAUGCUCUUCAUUUCCAAGCUGGACGGGAAGCUGUCCUGCAGCGAGCACGACCCGUGUGGCCCCGACCCGCUGGAGCCAGGCGAGAUCCGCGAGUACGUUCCUGGGACUCCCAUCCUGCACCCGCCACCCAAUCUAGGAGGCCCUGGACUCUCCGCUGCCAGAUUACCUCAGGCUGUCAUGGCAACAGCUGCUCAUCUUUACAUCCCUGCCCCCAGUAGACCUGGCUACGGCGGCCAGCGAGGGGCAUUCAAGGAUGAAGUUGUGAUGGACCGCACAAUGAUCCCUGCUGCCUCUUCUCGCUGUAAACAGGCGAAAGAAGAUGUAGGACCGGAAGAAGGAGAGGUGGUGGAAGGAGUGAUUGGGGAUGAGGAUGAGGAACUGGAGGUUAUAGGUGAUGAAGAUGAGGACGAUGAUGAUGAUGAUGACGACGACGAUGAUGAUGGGGACUACGGAGACUUGGGGUUUGAAGACGAGGAAGACGAAGAGGGGUUUGAAGACUGGGGCGAUGAGUGUGUGGACGAAGACUUUGAUGCCGAAGCUCUAGGAGAGGUGGAAAUGGAGCCAGAGGCGUCUUAGGAGAAAGUGAAAUCUCUUCCUUUCUGAAAUCCAUCCAUCAAUCGCAAAGCUCUUUCUGACUUGGCAGCCUCCUCAGCCGGCCACAGCCGGCAGGGGGCGCUAGAGAGCAGCGAGAGAGAAGCAGGAACAGUACUGGAGGCCAUAUUCUCAAAGAACCUUGUGAAAGUGCUGUUUCUGAGUCAGUCAUGCUUUUAUAGUGUAUGGUGACAAAAGCUGGGAUCUUAGAUCAGCACUGAUACCUGGAGGUGCUUAGUGAAUACAGGCCCUGGAGAUUGUCUAGUUAGUUCUCAGCUGAAUGCAGAGGGACUCUCUUGAAUCUAACGGACGUGUGCAACAUGCUGAGGUUGAUUAUGGGGAUCAGCUUGCCUUCUCUAUUCAAGUCCUCUUUAACAGCUCCAUAAAGGGGACUGGAAGUGGUGCUGUGGGCCUUUGGCUGAGUUCUUCAGCCAUGAGUCCAGUAGUGGGUGUAAAGUUACUGUCUGGUGCUCUUUUGUGUUGGUUUUUGAUUUGUUUUUGUUUUGUUUUUCCACCAACUGUUUACAUUUUUCUCUCUGGCAAAAUAUGAACACAGCGGGUGACAUCCAGCAUAUUGGGGGGCAGCAACACUUUAACGCAGUGUCUUAAGAAAUAAUACUCUUACGAUAGCUGCGAUGCACUUUUGGACAGCGAUCAUGCUUUCGUCCGGCCUGUAGGUCGCCCUGUUUUAAAAACAGACUAAUAUGAGUUCAAUACACCGCAGUGGAUUAGAAGCCCUAAACACUUAAGAUGAGUAGGAAAUUACAUCUUGUCUUUAAGGACAGCAGUAACAGUGUCUCAAGUUGCCCCAUGUGUACAGAAAUGGCCUCAUACAACUAUCCUAAAACUCAAAAAUGACUGACCAGUCAUCAUUUUGAGUUGCCCAUGCACGUGUCAUUACCACCAGAACUGGCCACAUGAAUUUAAUAGAAUCAAAUAGUGACUGAGCAAAGAAAACUGCAGCUAUUCCAGGCUGCGAUCGUAAAAAUAAAUAAUAAUAAAUUGACAUAUUUUGUUACUAUUAUUAUGUGAAAGCUGACUUACAUGCUAAAUUGAAGCGUUCAGUUACUGAGAGCUUCGACAUUCCAGGCGUUUUCAGUUUGAGUAACUUGAUCAUUUGAGAGUAUAAGUCAGCUCCCAUUAUCUUUUGUUAAGGUAUGCUUCAGGAUUAGUGAAAGUAGCUCAGGUUGGUCCAUUUUACAGUUGAAUCUUCUGUGACGAUACUGCCCCCUCUUCUCAUCAUGUCUUACUUCAGUGAGUUUCUUCACUUCACGCCUCUUAAAUCAGGCAAAAUAAGUCGACGCUGAGUUCGUUCAUCAGAGACCCUGCAGUAAAACCAAUUAAAGCACCAUGCUGCUUCCUCCUUUGCAGGAUAUAUUGAAUUAUGUCUGCACAAGAGCAGCACGUACAAAACAGUCAACGUCCUGCUCAUCCUUUUCUGAUAGUUCAGAAGGUGCCUCUAAAAAUGUUCUCGCACUUUUUCAGGUUUUUACAGGAACCACAAUGCAGAAGCUGGUUCAGUUUCUUGAAUAGUUCUCACGCUGGGGCUUUUGCUUUGUUUGCCUCCACUUUUAAACAAUCAAGCACCGUCUUAAACUCUAAUCUGACUCUGUGAUUUGUUUCGUUCAGUUUCAGAUGUUCGAUCCACAGAAUAAUCUUGCAUAAUUCUAGAAAAGUUACAGUGGCUGCGUCUGCGUAGUUUGCCUGAUCUGGUAGCCGUUGGAUUCACGUGCUGGUCAGCUCUGCCAGUAUAUUUUAUAUGAAAUAUAUUUCAUAUUAUCCAAGACAGCCGGACACAGAUCAGGCACAAUCAAAGAAAGCAGGCGGGAAGUUUGAAUUAGCAGACGCAGCCAAUGUGGUGAUCUCUGCCUGUUCCCUGUUCUGCCUCAUGAUUGUUUUUUCCGAAGUCAUGUUCUUAUUUCGGGGUUAGGGUGCAGGGUAACACUUUACUGUAGGGUACUAUUCUUAGAGCUACAUGACACCUACAUGAGCUUGUCAUGACAACUGACAUAACCCUACAUAAACGUUUAUGAAUGCUUAUUCCAAUAGGCGUCAUCUGUUAUAAGGGCAGCUUUUGCUAACUUUGAUCAAGAUCUGCAGAUGUAACCAUGACAGCGAGCGACGCCUAUUGGAACAAGCAUUUAUAAGCAUUUAUGUAGGGUUAUAUCAAGCUUAUGUAGGUGGCAUGUAGCUCUAAGAACAGUACCUUACUGUACAGUGUUACCAGGUACAGAUACUGAAGGAAUACAGAGGACUUCGAUUACUUUAUUAUAGAAUCUAUUGGCUAACUUUCCAUUCAAGCCUACCUUUUUAAAUGAGUACCUAACUAAAAAAAUAAAAGCUAAUAUGGCUUAUUGUGACUGAAAGCAGGUUCGCAUGAUCUCAUGCCAGGUGUGAAAUUAAAUUCAGCAAUUUCACCGUCAUUAAUAUUGACUGAAACAUUUCUUUGGUGGUUCUCACACCUUGAGAAGGUGUAUAUCCGGCUUAGUAUCGGACAGACUGUCGCGGAUUCAUGUGUUCAUAUUUAUGUUGAAGGUUAAGCAGCGAAAUUUUGGCCUUCGUGUAUGUUUAACACCUCUUUUCAAAGCACUCGGUAGUGCCCCUUAGUUUUUUGCACCAACAAACUGGAAUGAAAAAUACCCCACUCAGUGUUGGAGACCCAACAUCUGAAUCUCGUAUCAUUUGUGUUACAUGCACAUCUGGUUCGGAAGCUCUCGAGAUGAGGAGCACCUUCCCCGCAGUGAAAACACACUGUUUUAAACGGAGGAGAGGCAUCACUAUACAUUCUCUGUACCUUCAACGAUGAGCUUGAAAGCAUUUUGGCCUUACAAUCAGUCUAUUUUGAUACCAACACCCAUCUGAUGCAAUGUGAAACAUCUUACCACCACAUACGUUUAUCUGUUUUUCUUUUUUAUCUUUUUGACUUUGCAGCGACCAUCUUUGUUACUUGCUUUUCUCGUCUUCUGUAUAUCCUUCCACAAACAAAAAAAAAUGUUUGUUUUUCUUUAGUCUCUUUAUAUUUAUGGACCUUGUAGAACCUUUUUCACUCGUGUACUUGUUUUUUACUCUUUCGUUGUGGCUGUGUUCGUGAUGUUAGUUGCCGUGCCCCAGCCUCCUCUGGCCCCCCUCGGCGCCCUGAAGAAAACGAAACACAAAUCAGAUGUUCUGGGGUGAUCGGGGGCGAAAAAAACGUUUGCUGCCAUUUUAGAAGACUCAUGAACCGUACUGUACUCCUUUAUGUAUAUUAAAUAUUAUAAGUAAAAUUUUACAGUAGAAACAGCUGCUCCCACUGGACCACAUCUG